GCUAAAUACUUACCUUUCAAGCCCUGAUGUUUUCUGGCACGCCAACUCUGCACCCGAGAGGCACGAAAUAAAUGCUUCUUCGUUCUGAGAUUUCGUGACGAUUCCAAAAAAGUCUCUUAGUUAUCAUUGCGACUCUAUUCUGGAACAACAGAAGAGUCAGACUCAGCUUUGGAACAAAUCUGACAUUGAGGAGGCCUGCUCGUGCCAACAACAACAACCACAGUCACCACAGCUUUUGCUACUAUUUGCCCAUUGAGAGGGCAACUAGAGAACAAAAAAAGUGCCUCAGUUCCAAGACAGUCGGCAAGGACGACCAGAGCUGCCAAAGAAGGCACAUAAAGUUGUUUUCCCUCCACAUUGUGCGUAGAAAAUAGCUCCCGAACGAAUGCAUUACCAUUUUUGGAUCUUAGUGGAGGGGUCCAAGUGGAAGAAGGGACAACGAACACCAACUCCACCGUCGCCACAACCAAUAGAACCGUACCAAGAGUUCAUGAAGGGCUUGGCUUAAUUGCCCUUAGCCUCGAAUCGGUACCCUGACAAGACCUGGACACGAGCAAUAACAGGCCUCCUCUCAUUUUGGCGUGUUGUGUUCUCAAUGUCCCUUGGAACCAUGUGACUUUAUGAGUGAAAACCGCCUGCUUCAGUUUUUAAAAUAAGCAAGCAAAGGGAGUCAUUAUUGAUUCGGCAGGUGCUUUUUUACCCCGGACUGUCUCUGUUGGUCUGUCAACUUUAACUUGGGUGAAGCCAGUCGAUAGGAUCGGUGUACAAGGGUGGUUUUUUGGUAGGUGGUGAAUUAAAACCCAUCAGCAGUGCUAACAUGAAUGACCAUCCGAGACUCACAGCAGUGUUUGCCAGACUUUCGUUUGGUCGGACAAGUGGCAAGAAACCUGCUCGGAAAGCCACUGACAAUCCCAAGUGGGAGAAACGACUGCAGAAGGAAUUGAUGGCCAUCAUGAAGGACCCGCCCGAUGGGAUCACCGUCUCCCAGGACACUCUCGAAGGCAGUGAUUUGUCGCAAAUUUGUGUCAACAUGACAGGUCCCAGUGGCACCCUGUAUGAAGGGGAGGCGUUCAUGCUCAGGUUCAAGUUCGGUCCCAAGUAUCCGUUCGAUUCCCCCGAGGUGGUGUUUACGGGGGAGAAUAUUCCCGUUCAUCCACACAUUUACAGCAACGGACAUAUCUGCCUCUCCAUUCUGACGGAAGAUUGGAGCCCGGCCAUGUCGGUGCAAUCGGUUUGUUUAUCCAUCGCUUCAAUGCUGUCCUCAUGUAAAGAAAAGAAACGCCCGCCGGACAACUCAUUCUACGUGAAGACUUGUCACAAGAACCCCAAGAAGACUCGUUGGUGGUACCAUGACGAGGAUGUGUAGAGGGCCCUCCUCCUUGUCCUCCUCCUUUGUCCCUAAGAAGACCAGAAGAAGAUGAAGAAGAAAAACAUGGCAACCUCUGGCAUGUUCAAAGAAGCCUUUGAGUGAGCAGUCGUCUUGUCGACGUAGGAGCAACAGACUAACCAAAGAAAACACGUUUCUUUCGCUCAAAAACCAUUUUAUGUUUGUGAUAUGUAGGUUUAACGAAUAAUUUCUUAGCGUAUCCGGUUCCGCUUUCCGAACGAACUGGAAUCGGCUAAUGUACAAUAUGCUCUGUGCAGUGAACGUAUUUCUUCAUUCUGUUAGAGAGUGCCUCAUUUUUAGCCCAACGUGCCAUUUAUUUUCCCAUUCCACAUCGAAAAUUCACACAGAAUAAACCUGUUUCCAUCGGACAAUG
Messenger RNA from Tigriopus californicus, 1760 nucleotides. RefSeq names its product ubiquitin-conjugating enzyme E2 W-like. The record is from RefSeq and is a predicted model, not a curated record. Lineage: Eukaryota; Metazoa; Arthropoda; Copepoda; Harpacticoida; Harpacticidae. The coding region runs from base 818 to 1366 and encodes 182 amino acids. The transcript has 4 exons.